Molecule: messenger RNA, 2014 nt
Organism: Armigeres subalbatus
Lineage: Eukaryota; Metazoa; Arthropoda; Insecta; Diptera; Culicidae
Gene: Gk1
Product: glycerol kinase
Exons: 4
Coding region: 287-1840 (517 amino acids)
Biological process (GO): triglyceride metabolic process; glycerol-3-phosphate biosynthetic process; phosphorylation
Cellular component (GO): mitochondrion
Molecular function (GO): glycerol kinase activity
Source: RefSeq, a predicted model, not a curated record
ACAAUUCUUUGCUUGUGUCGUUUAUGUUCUCCAGUCAGUUUGUAUUUGGUGCAAUAAGCAAGCAGUCAACAGAGUAUACUUCCCUAUGUUAUAUGGCUUGGGGUCUGUGAAUUCCAAAACCACGAGUGCCGCGGGUUAUUCUAGUAGAUUAGAUAACCAGGACUUUGAUCUAAUUGUUUAAUACCGCGUCUUGUGCAAUUAAAAUUAUUCAUACAGCUGUCUACGUUCUAUAUAUUGUACCUCAUCCGCCUUCAACCAACCUCGGCUUUGGUGGACUAUCCUUGAGAUGGCGCAAAUGAAAAAGUUUGGUGAUUUGAUUGGCUCCAUCGACGAGGGAACCAGCUCGGCGCGAUUCAUACUGUUCCGAGCGGAAACCAGCGACAUCGUAUGCUUCCACCAGAAGGAACUGAGCCAGAUAUACCCUCAGGAAGGUUGGGUCGAACAAGAUCCGAAGGAAAUUCUGUCCGUAGUUGAGGAGUGCAUAGAAAAGACAAUCGAAAAACUACAGGACCUUGGCGGAAACCCUAAGGACAUUGUAGCGAUAGGAGUGACCAAUCAACGGGAAACGACUAUCGUAUGGGACAAAACCACUGGGGAACCACUUUAUAAUGCAAUUGUUUGGUUGGAUAUGCGAACGUCUUCAACCGUCGAUCAGCUGCUGGAAACCGUCCCCAAUAAAACCAGGAACAAGAAUUAUCUGAAGCCACUGUGUGGAUUGCCGCUGUCGCCAUAUUUCUCAGCCGUCAAGUUGCGCUGGUUGAUCGAUAAUGUUCCAAAGGUCAAAACGGCCAUCAAAAACAAUAACUGCCUUUUCGGUACGGUAGACACGUGGCUAAUCUGGAAUCUCACCGGAGGUGUCGACGGUGGUGCUCACGUCACAGAUGUCACCAAUGCUUCGCGGACCAUGCUGAUGAAUAUUGAAACGCUACAUUACGAUAAAACGUUGGGUAAGUUCUUCGACGUUCCAUUCGAGAUUCUCCCGGAAAUUCGAUCCAGUUCGGAGGUCUACGGUACCAUUAGUUUGAAAGCCCUGCAAGGUGUGCCACUGAGUGGAUGCCUCGGUGACCAGCAAGCCGCUCUGGUUGGACAGGAAUGCCUCACUCGGGGUAAGGCUAAGGCCACUUAUGGAACGGGAUGUUUUCUGCUUUACAACACUGGGAAUGCCUUAAUUGACUCCUCGCACGGUUUGAUCACCACCGUUGCGUACCAAAUGGGACCAGAAGAGCUGCCGACGUACGCAUUGGAAGGAUCUGUCGCCAUAGCGGGGGCAGCACUGGGCUGGUUACGCGACAAUAUCAACAUUCUGAAUAGUGCCAAAGAGUCGGAGGAACUUGCUCUGUCGGUGGAGAACAAUGGAGAUGUUUACUUCGUGCCUGCUUUUAGUGGCCUGUAUGCUCCGUAUUGGAAUCAGGAAGCACGUGGUGUAAUCUGCGGGAUCACGGAGGACACGCAACGUGGCCACAUUGUACGGGCUAGUUUGGAGGCUGUAUGUUUCCAAGUGCGAGAUAUUCUGGAUGCCAUGAACAAAGAUUGUGGAUUUCCGCUGGUUAAAUUGAAGGUAGAUGGUGGAAUGACGGCCAACUCGUUACUGACGCAGUGGCAGGCAGAUUUGAUUGGAUUGGAAGUGCAGCGUCCGGCCGUGGUGGAAACGACGGCUCUGGGUGCAGCAAUGGCUGCAGGACGCGCCGUUGGCUAUUGGGACGUGGAAAAUGUCAGCGUGGAAAGCAAUUGUACUUCAUUCAAGCCGAAGAUCUCCGACGACGAGCGAGAUAUGAGAUAUAGCAAAUGGAAGAUGGCUGUUGAACGAUCAUUCGGCUGGGAAGGUAAUUCUAUGGUGUAAACCUAUUUAUCGGACAAUUGGAAAUAGGGCUUUGGGUGUAAACAAUUUAAGGCGAUUGUGCAUACUAGCAACAUAAAUAUGUAAUUUAUUCCAGUUUAAUUUGUUUUAUUGAUAAUAGAUAAGUAUUAAAUAAUUGUAAGAUGGAGGACAAUCGAAGAGGAUGUAAAUUUUAUU